GUAGAUAAGCCUGAGAAGCCGCAGAAGAAGAGCCAAACACUCAAGAGUGUAAUCUUGCAUUUCCUAAGUGCGUUAUCUUCAUUUAUCACCAGUGCAUGGAGCAUACUGUAUUGAACGGCAGUAUGUACCGCUCAAGUAAACCUUCGCUCGGUCCCCCUUCCCGUCCACCGCCGCUGCCGUUCGGCCGCCCUCCGCCGCACGGCCCUCCUUUCAGAUUCGGUCCGCACUCCGGGAUUCCUCCUCCGGGACAUUUACCUCCCGCACCGUGUGGACCAUUUCCAUCUUUAGCACCGGGUUUUCAUCACAACAGACCCCCAACUGGAGAGCAUUUCAUCAGCCCCCCAUGUAGUAGCUUCUCCACAGACCAUCGUUCAGUGAAUGCUGCUGGAAGCAGCCAACAGAUCACCCCUCCUCCAAAACCACCACACCAUCAGAUCCCACAGUGGAGCCCCACUUUUGUGAAACAUCAACCACUGGACAGCAGGUAUGUUGAUAAAGCUGGUGAAGAGUUCUUGAGAUGCAUUGCAGCCAACGAGCCUCUUCCCGAUUAUCUCAAGGGGGACAUGGCACACAACAUGGCCGAUGCAUUAAAGUCAGCAAGGGAUCUCAAAGAAGCUGUCAAAUCAGACCCAGAGUUUCAGAGGCAUGUGAGCAAGAGCAGAAGUCGAAGUCAUGGAAGAAGCCAGGGCAGAUCUCGAGCUAAGAGCAGAGGGCGAAGCCGUAGCAGGGGAAGGAGCAGGAGUCGACCAAGAAGCAAAAGUAGAGCUCAACCGAGAAGCAAAAGCAGAGGUCGCAGUAGAAGCCGGAGCCGAAGCAAGAAGCAACAUCGCUUACGGAGCAAAAGUCGAGCUCGAAGAUCAAAGUCACGUAGUUGUAGCAGUGACAAAAAAUAUGCAAAAGACAAGAAGAGAAAGCGGAGCCCCAGCUGCAGUGAUGCCAACGGAAGCCAUGACUUUACUGGAAAAAGUCUGCUAGAAGGACUUAAGAUUUUCAUGAGCAGCAAGGAACUAGAGGAGCGGCUGCCCACCCUUAAAGAUGCCAUCCUGCAUAUAAAGGCCACAGAUGCAAACCAAGAAUUGGGGUCUCCUACUGGAGAGCAGAAACCUGACAGUUUGGGUAAUUUGACAUCGUUGGAUAAUGAUAAUGACUGCAUGCUUCUGCCACAUGAAAGAGUCGGUGGUGACUUCUCAUGGCUCCAGGGACAAAGUCAGGAAGACCCUGCCGCUCCAAAAGCUGAUGAAUCUGAAGAUGAAGAGAUGUUCCUGUAUGGGAAUGACAACACUGUGGGAGGAAAAUCCACCAUCACAUCCACUCAACAGUUUCAGAGGAUUUCGUCAAGUUUAGCAUACACCAAUCUGGACUGCAAAAAGAUCAAAAAUAUACUGAGAAGUGUGGGUUCAACUGGCAGUAGAAAUUUAAUGAAGCAGCAGCACCCAAUUUGCCCACAGCUUCCCAGUCCUGACCCAGCUGAAGCAGGUUUAGCUCUGCCAGCUUUGAAAAACCCCAAUGUUCGACAAGCUCUGGAGUCUCUGCAGUCACUAAUCAAAGAAAGAAGGGAUAAGCGUGCAAAAAGUGAUGAGGAAGCUAAUGAGGAGGAAAGGCAGAAGGAGAAACAAGCCCGGAUAAACAAAAUGGAUUUCUUGAUGAAAGAACUGGAGACAUUGUUAAAACAGGAAGGACUCAAUUUUCUGACACCAGUGAUUGGCUUUUACUGUCAGAAAUGUGAGGCAUUCAUAGAGGAUCUGAAUAGUGCUGAAAAUCAUGCAGCCACCCAUUGCCAUGGUAACUCGACCAAUGUGAGUACCUCGAUACUAUCUAAACAGAAACCUCAUGAGGAUGUACAUGCUAGAGACAGCAAAGGACACUCACAUCAUUCCAGCAGCAGUGGUAAACAGUACCAACACACACAGGACAGGAAAGAUGGGAAGGAUUAUAGUUACUGUUCAGUUGACCGCCAAAGUGACAGAGAUUACGAGAGUAACUGGAAAGACGACAGAGAUCACAGAAGCAAACACAACAGUGAACACAGCAGUCACAGGUCAGGGCAGGAAACAUUGUCCAUACAGGAGGAGAUGAGGAAGGAGAGGAUGCUCAUAACGGUGUCCUGUGGACUGACUCCAUCUCCUAACACUAGAAUCAAAGAGGAAGACAUGAAGAAAGAGUUGAAAGACCACAAAAACAGCAACACCAGAGAGCGAGAUAAAGUAAACAGGGAGAGGAGUGAGAGUAGCGAUGAUCACCACGGAAAAACAAAGAGCAAAUUGCAGAAAAAGAAAAAGAAGAAGAAGGAGAAAAAGAAAAAGAAAGGGAAUAAGUCCUAAAUAUUAUGUUGUAUUUUAUGCAGGUUUUUUUUCAUCCUUUUACAGAAACUUUUAAAUGUGUUGAACUGAAAACUGACCAGUCUUUGUCCUUUGGCAUUUAUUUUUCAUCCCUGUGUCUUCAUUACUUCUGUGAAGGAGGUAAUGUUUUUGUUGGUUUUUAUUGGUUUUGGUUCAAGUUGGUUUGUGUUUCCAUCAAUUCAGCAGGAUAACACAAAAACACUGAUUUCAUGAAAGAGCAAACCCUUCACAUUUUGAAACACAUAUUAAACAGCUUCCAAAUGUUUUCACAGAUGUGAAUGUUAUUCAGACUAAUUUGUAAAUGCAAAUAAAUGUUUUUAAAAUUUAACUGCUAACAUGUAUAGUGUGCCAAAUAAUUACCAGAAAUUUUGUCAAUUGCCACAAAAUCAUGGAUUUUUUUCCAAGCACAGAAGCAGCUGUCCAUUGUGGUGUGCAUUCACAAAACCUCUCAUCUCUGACAGCAACAUCAGGCUGUCUCUCACCUGUACUUUCUCAUUAUCUGUUUGGACCUUUGUUACCAUGUAUUUUUAUGAUCUAAUCACUGCGAUGCAUACCUUCACAUUCUCUCAGCACUCGGAGAACAAAUACAGUAUAUCCUGGGAUGGAUUGAAGGACUGAGAUGAUGAUUUUGGUUUAACCAAAGUUGUCCACUGCCAUCAUAUUGAGCUGUUUUGAAGACAUCUAACAUUUUCCAAAGGCCAGCAAAUGGAUCAAAAUGGUGUAAUAUGGACUAAGCAUUAUUAAUUCAUAAAAGGCCUUUGUUAGUGCAGGUCUGGUUUGUCCAAUUUGGCCUUCAUGUAGAAGAAUAUUAACUGGUCCACACUUAAACAUAGUGGGUGAGGGUUAUCCACAUAAACACUAGAUACCAGCUGCCUAUUCUGACUGUAGAGACAUAGCAGAACAUAAUGGACUCAUGACAAUAAAUAACUCAUUCUAAGAUUAUAAAGCAAUCCUAAAGUUUGUGUGAUUAUCCAUUUCUCCUAAAUCACCAUAAAUCUUAGACCCUGGACCUUAAGGUGUAUUGAUUAAAUCACAGCGUCAUAUACAUGGAGUAAUGAUGGGAAGAAAUGUUCCAUUGUAGAUAUCAUCUAUAACCUUUGAGUCUGCAGUGAAUUAAAGUUUUCCAUACUUUUUGUGACUACAUAGCCAUGAUUGUAUGUGAUCUUCGAGUGCACUGAUGUGUGUGUAGUUAAAGACAACCUAGAUUACCUACAAAUACUGGAAGUGCUUGUACUUUUUUAUGAAUCAUGCUGCUCUCAAGUUGUUUCCAAAGUGGAGGCAAGUUUUUUGAUGGAGCUCUCACUGAACAGAUAAGUGUAUUUUCCAUCUUCUCAAUUUAUCCCUGUUGAUUUUUAACUUGUGUCCAAUGUUUCCUUGCAGUGCCCCAACCUCUUCUCAAUAAAACCUCUCCAAAAAUAAUAAGUUAUUCUUGCACAUCUGUCUCUAUCAUUGCUGCUGCAUUCAUUCAUCAAGUACAUUCAUGCUCCAAUUCCUUUCUAACAUGUAAUGUUUUUUGUUUUGUUUUUUUACUGACUACUUUUAGCUGAAAUACAAGAUGAAACCCAAGUGA
Messenger RNA from Sphaeramia orbicularis (orbiculate cardinalfish), 3909 nucleotides. RefSeq lists its product as uncharacterized. The transcript has 7 exons. Lineage: Eukaryota; Metazoa; Chordata; Actinopteri; Kurtiformes; Apogonidae. The record is from RefSeq and is a predicted model, not a curated record. Bases 96 to 2321 code for a protein of 741 amino acids.